GCACAACCUCUCCAUGAACAAGGUACGCGAUCACGCAUCCAUCCACCCUGCCCUAAUCUCUCACAUCUCCCGACCGUACCAAAGACAUGAACAUUCUGCUAAGCCCACUACUCUCCAGGCCUUCGAGCGCGUCGUCGCAGACCCCACCAACCGCCACCAAGAAAAGCACUGCUGGCGUCUAGCAAGCAAAGCCCUCGCACCCAACAGCCUGCUGCCCACAACCCACUACCGCGAAGCCCCCAAGCACGCCAAAUCGAGCGCAGCGAAGCGCAGAGGCGACCAGCAGCCCGCCGUCGCGCGCCAAAUUUCCGGUGCCAAAGGCGGGAAAGUGACGCGGCGCCUGCGCCUGCAGCAGCAGCAGCAGCAGGCUGCGAGAUCCGCUGUGCCGUCUGUCAGCGGCGAGGAGAUGGGUGGCCGUCAGCAGAUGCCUCUGCCGGAGUUCUCCCCGGAUGGUCGUGGGUACGGGAUGCGGACGCCGUACUGGGAUCACGUCGCAUCACAGGCGCAGCCGUGGGGGAUGACCACGCCUUAUCCCACGCCAUCGAUGGGUGCUCAGCACAUGGAGCACAAUCCCUGGUUCAGCGUGAUGCCAUCGCACAUGAGAGGCGUUGCGGCGCGAGCACAUGCUGCCGCGGGGUCAUUGAUGGGCUUCGCUGGGGAGCAUGAGUCAGCUGCGAGUUCGGAGCAUGUCGAUUCGGACACGGAUCUUUUCUCGCGGCUUCAGGAGUUCAACACGGACUCGUUCAAUUGAGUGGGUUUGAGCGUGUGGUUUGAAAUUGCAUGGUCAUGCUGCUGCUGGGUGGUCUACGCAUGGAGACUGGCGGGUCGGGUUUGAGGGGAUUGGUACUGUGUACGAGCGUCAUGUGACGGGAGAUGAGAGUGAGGGACUUCUGCUUGAGGUGUCUGGAAUUCCUGUUGAUAGGGGCGAUUGUGUCGGAGCUCUGCCUACAAUGGAUGGACGGGAGAUGCCGAUGAUGCCGAGGAGAGCGAUUGCGUACAGAUGGCCGGCUGUGAAGACUCCGCGGAGCAGUGUCAUUGUAGAUCGACCUUCAUCACUUCGUACAGUGCUUGUGCAAAUAGAACGAGAACAGUACAAACUGUACAGCUAGAUGAGUAUCGUUGAUCUCCAACAACCAGAGGAGCUGCACGGUAUCAUUUGUCUCUU
Molecule: messenger RNA, 1165 nt
Organism: Neohortaea acidophila
Lineage: Eukaryota; Fungi; Ascomycota; Dothideomycetes; Mycosphaerellales; Teratosphaeriaceae
Exons: 1
Coding region: 14-751 (245 amino acids)
Source: RefSeq, a predicted model, not a curated record